GUGUGGGAUACAUGUGAGAAGCGUGAUGGGCCGCGGACUGGUGAGAACAGAGGUGGGGCGGGGGUGAGAAGCGCAGGUCAGCCAGGCUGCGAUUCGCGGUGGGAGAAUAAUCGGGCUGCGCACAUCUGGCCGGCACUUGCAGUCUCCUCUCAUUUAGAUUCCCAUAAUUUCCUCCUUUCGAUGAGGAGGAAAGCCAGGUUCGGAUAGGUUAGGUGGCAGCGGAGGGUGGGGGCCCAGGGGAGAGAGCGACAGCGGAGAAAGGGGCGAGCGCUGAGCUCCAGAAGAGGCGUGAGCUGCGCGCCGCAGGGGGGUGGGCGGCGGACGCCGGAGGAUCGGGGGCGGGCCGGCGGCAGGCCGGGGAGUGGAGUGGGGAGGAGGGAUCGGCCGGCACACGCCGCCCCUGGCAGGCGGCCCGAGCGCGCACGAGGAGCUGCCGCUGCCGCCGCCGCCGCCGCCGCCGCCGCCGCUCGGGAUCGCCUUGAGCCCCAGAUUCCCGAGCGCUCGGCUCUCAUGGCAGCCGCCUCGGCCCCCGGCCCCGAGGCCCGCUAGGGGCGGCUCCGCGCCCCAGCUCGGCCCCACAGCGGAGCCCGUCGGAUCCGGCCUCGCCUUGCGCCCGGAGCGCGCCGCCUCGCAGCCCGAGAACCGCAAUCCGUGCAGCUUAUCUCCGCACCCGACCGCCUCCCAGCCUGUGCCGUCCCACAGGUGUCCGCACGUACGGCCUUCCAUCCGUCCGUCCUUCCUGGGGCCGGCGCUGACCAUGCCCAGCGGCUGCCGCUGCCUGCAUCUCAUGUGCCUGUUGUGCGUCCUGGGGGCACCGGUUCAGCAUGCCGUAGCCGAUGUCUGCAGCUCCCACUGUGACCUGACCCACGGCUGCUGUGCGCCUGACGGCUCCUGCAGGUGUGACCCAGGCUGGGAGGGGCCGCACUGUGAGCGCUGUGUGAGGAUGCCUGGCUGCCAGCAUGGUUCCUGCCACCAGCCCUGGCAGUGCAUCUGUCAUGGUGGCUGGGCGGGCAAGUUCUGUGACAAAGAUGAGCACAUCUGUACCACGCAGUCCCCCUGCCGGAAUGGAGGCCAGUGCGUGUAUGAUGGGGGCGGCGAGUACCACUGUGUGUGCCUACCGGGCUUCCACGGACGGGACUGUGAGCGCAAGACUGGACCCUGUGAGCAGGCAGGCUCCCCGUGCCAGAAUGGCGGCCAGUGCCAGGACGACCAGGGCUUUGCCCUCAACUUCACGUGCCGCUGCUUGGCAGGCUUUGUGGGUGCCCACUGUGAGGUGAAUGUGGACGACUGUCUGAUGCGGCCUUGUGCUAACGGCGCCACCUGUCUGGAUGGCAUAAACCGCUUCUCCUGCCUCUGCCCUGAGGGCUUUGCUGGACGCUUUUGCACCAUCAACCUGGAUGACUGUGCCAGCCGCCCAUGCCAGAGAGGGGCCCGCUGUCGGGACCGGGUCCAUGACUUCGACUGUCUCUGUCCCAGCGGCUAUGGCGGCAAGACUUGUGAGCUCGUCUUACCUGGCCCAGCCCCUGCCACCACGGCAGACAUGCCCUUGGGGCCCACCUCGGCUAUGGUGGUGCCUGCCACGGGGCCUGUCCCCCACAGCGCAGGGGCUGGUCUGCUGCGCAUCUCAGUGAAGGAGGUGGUGCGUAGGCAAGAGGCCAGGCUGGGUGAGUCUAGCCUGGUGGCCGUGGUGGUGUUCGGGGCCCUCACUGCCACCCUGGUCCUGUCCACGGUGUUGCUGACCCUGAGGGCCUGGCGCCGGGGUGUCUGUCCCCCUGGACCCUGUUGCUACUCUGCACCGCACUACGCCCCCGCACGCCAGGACCAAGAAUGUCAGGUCAGCAUGCUGCCUGCAGGGCUCCCCCUGCCACCUGACCUGCCCCCUGAGCCUGGAAAGACCACGGCACUGUGAUGGCGGUGGGGCUUUUGUGCCGCCUCCACCUCCUCUGUCCUUCAGACUGGAAUGGUCCUCACUUGCCACCCCUCAGCGGCUUCACACAAGAAAUAUUAUUUUUUUAACACACAGAAUGUAAGAUGGGAAUCUUAUUCAAUAAAACUAUGAAGUCAUAA
Myotis myotis is the source of this 2067-nucleotide messenger RNA. It is a transcript of the gene DLK2, whose product is annotated as delta like non-canonical Notch ligand 2. Lineage: Eukaryota; Metazoa; Chordata; Mammalia; Chiroptera; Vespertilionidae. The record is from RefSeq and is a predicted model, not a curated record. Gene Ontology annotation, molecular function: calcium ion binding; Notch binding. Bases 758 to 1909 code for a protein of 383 amino acids. The transcript has 6 exons.